Columba livia (rock pigeon) is the source of this 1937-nucleotide messenger RNA. It is a transcript of the gene TCTE1, whose product is annotated as t-complex-associated-testis-expressed 1. The coding region runs from base 222 to 1697 and encodes 491 amino acids. Gene Ontology annotation, molecular function: protein binding. The record is from RefSeq and is a predicted model, not a curated record. The transcript has 5 exons. Gene Ontology annotation, biological process: microtubule-based movement. NCBI's taxonomy places the organism in Eukaryota, Metazoa, Chordata, Aves, Columbiformes, Columbidae.
GUGUGGUUUGAACAGGUCAGACCCAUCUCAUUAUUUAAUGGAUGUCUGGAAGGAGUUCAGCUGGAGAGUAAUUGGAAAAAGCAGGAAAAAAAUAUGAAUACACAUGUAAUGUAUUCAUCUGCAAAGCAUCUUUCUUCAAAGAGUCAUAAGAAUAGGCAUAUUGGGUCAAACCAGGGGAUGGUCUGGCCCUGUAUCCCACCUUUGGUCAUGGCCAGAAGCAGAUGCCUGGAAAAGAGCAGAAAAACUAUGCAAGCAGCCCAGCUGGAAAAUGUGGUGGUGACUCUGAAGAGAUUUUCCUCUUGCUUCUCCUCAAGGAGAAGUGCAUCCUGAGCAGGAUGCAGCAGCCAGCACCUGGUGACGGGGGCAGAGCCAUCUCCUUGCUGUAUCCAUCCCCAGCCAGCCUCGCUGCUGAACACCGCGUCAUUGAGGAUCCCGAGUGGUCCCUCGCCACUGUCCCCCACCUCACUGAUCUCUGCCUCCAGCACAUCAUUCACAAUUUUGGAAAGAAUCCUGUUUUGAACCAUCUUCUGCCUGAACACCAAAGAAAGGUGCUGGACAGGCUCUCCACUGAUGUUCCACUCGCAGUGACUGCCAACCUAAUCAGAGAUGAGGACUACUGGAAGAGGUGCUGCACUGAGCGCUGGCAAGUGUGUGACAUCUCCAACUAUGGAGGCAGCUGGAAACGGAUGUUCAUGGAACGUCACCUGGAGAACGUUGUGAAACGUUUCAUCCCUAACUCCACAGAUCCCAACCAGGUCCUAGAGCUCAUCCCACUCUGCAAAGACUAUGUGCGGAAACUGGAGGUUGAUCAGUUCCUGCCACCUCUGCAGGUGGAUCAAAAGGAGGAGAUGGAUGAUGAUGAUACAGGGAGUGAUUUUGGAGAUGACGAGGUCUCCAUGCAUCACUAUGACAUAGGAGUCCUCAUUACUGCUCUCCCUCACCUUGAAGAGCUUCAUCUCACUUAUGGCAUGAAGGACUGCGGCAUGAACUUUGAAUGGAACCUCUUUGACUUCACCCACCAGGACUGCUGCAACCUGGCUGUUGCCUUGAAGAAGUGCCACAACUUGAAAGUUUUCAAGCUGACACGAAGCAAAGUGGAUGACAACCAAACCAGGCUGCUGGUCCGUAACUUGCUGGAUCACCCAUGCUUGGUGGAGCUGAAUUUGUCCCACAACCUCAUCAGGGACAAGGGGGCACAAGCUGUUGGCAAGCUGAUCAACUGCAGCAGAUUAGAAACCCUCGAUCUGUGCAACAACCAGAUCCAUCACGAGGGGGCUCAGGCUCUUGCUCAAGCCCUUGCUGAGAACUCCACCCUGACCUCUCUGAAUCUGCGCCUUAACUGCCUGGAGGACAAAGGCGGGGAGGCGAUUGGCCAUGCCCUGCUGACCAACACCACCCUGAAGUCCAUCCAUCUGGGCAGCAAUAACCUGUCAGAGCCAACUGCUACGGUUUUCUCCCAGGUCCUGGCUCAGAACACCACCCUGACGAAUAUCAAUUUCUCGUGCAACCACCUGGGGCUGGAUGGUGGGAAGCAGCUGCUUGAUGGGCUGGCAAACAACAAGACUUUGACUGAGUUUGAUCUCCGCCUGGCAGAGGUGGGCCAGGAGACUGAGUACCUCAUUCACCAAAUUGUGUGGGCCAACCGGGAAGUGGCAAGGCUGGGGUCUCUGCAGAAUGCCCCUGCCAAACCCCUCUGAAGAAAACGUUCCAGAGAGCAAUGAGCUUUGCUGGUCCAGUGUUGGAAAGGUUUCACUUCAGAGGCUUGUUUUUAUUUCUGUUUCUGAGAAAUGCUAACCUUGUGACCACCACCAUUCCCAGAUCCCCAUCAUCCAGCCUGUGACUUAGCACAAGACAGACAUCAGACCUCAUGGGACUGUAGGGGCAUCACAGAAGCAACCUGCCUCUUGAGCCCUCUCUCCCACUGCACCCAAGACUAA